GAAGGUCGAAAACAAAAGAACAAGGCUUUCUUUCUCUCUCUCUCUUUCUUGUUCAUUUUCUCUCACUUGAAACAUGCACACGGUGCUCUGAAAGUUCUAACCCCAAAGUUGGGAACACACUGGGACGAUAUUAUAGCAUAUCUCUAGAAAGAUGUCUAGCAGGAGGUCACGGUCAAGGCAAACAAGUAGUUCAAGGAAUAUCACCGAUGAUCAGAUCAAUGAUCUUGUCUCCAAGUUGCAACAGCUUCUUCCAGAGAUUCGCGAUAGGCGCUCUGACAAGGUUUCAGCUUCCAAGGUGUUGCAAGAGACAUGCAACUAUAUUAGAAGCUUACACAGGGAAGUGGAUGACCUAAGCGAGCGUUUAUCUGAGCUCUUGGCUACAACUGACACAGCACAAGCUGCAAUAAUUAGAAAUCUACUAAUGCAAUAGAUCGGUGCAGUAGUUAAUUUAUCGCAUAAUUCAUAGUUAGCACUUCAGUACUUGUGAACCGAUCCAGUCAGUAGUCGCGUAUUUCUUAUUCUCUUUUUGUUUCACUUUUUUUUUUCUGGUUUUUGUCCACUAAUAUGCAUGAUUACUGCUUUUGCAAAGCCCAUUUUCCUAAGAUAUUAAAUAAAAGUCUGAGUUUGCGCUUUGCUAAAUA
Glycine soja is the source of this 641-nucleotide messenger RNA. Its product is annotated as transcription factor PRE3-like. The coding region runs from base 152 to 430 and encodes 92 amino acids. NCBI's taxonomy places the organism in Eukaryota, Viridiplantae, Streptophyta, Magnoliopsida, Fabales, Fabaceae. Gene Ontology annotation, biological process: regulation of growth; regulation of DNA-templated transcription. Gene Ontology annotation, molecular function: protein dimerization activity. The transcript has 3 exons. The record is from RefSeq and is a predicted model, not a curated record.